AUGCGUUUCCAUAACAACCAAAUGCUCCGCCUUAAAGAGGAAGCAGAGAUGUGGAUGGCGGAGAGGAUGGGAGGUUGGCAAAGCGACGUUAAACCCAAGGAGAAGAGAGGAGUGAGAAUGAACUUUACCAGCCUGUUAAUGACCUGUCUGCUGUUUGGGAGCAGUGUGUCUUGGUCCUUUAAGAGAGGGGCUGUAGACCACACUCACCACGUGAGACGCUGUUCCGUGAAAAUGCCCAGCUCGUGUGAUGUGAAGAAUUAUGAACACUGGUACAAAGUGGGCAACUCCUGCGUCAUGUAUUUCAACGAAUCGCUCAACUUUACCGACGCUGAGUUCCGCUGCAGGAACGCGGCACCUGGUGGUCACCUGGUGUCCGUGCACAGCAGUCAGGCCAAUAAUGAUCUAAACUGUAUCGUGCUCAAGUACAACAAAAAGUCUCCUCGCAUCUGGUUGGGCGGCUUUGAGUUUUUUACUUCUCGUAAGUGGAUCUGGAUUGAUGACUCUAACUGGGACUUUCAGGCCUGGGUUCCAGGAGAGCCCAACAAUCACUUCAACAAAGAGGACUGUCUGGAAAUGAACUGGAAAGAGAAUGGCAAGUGGAAUGAUGAUUGGUGUCCUAAAAAGAAGAACUUCGUUUGUUCUUUUACCAACUAA
This is a messenger RNA of Chanos chanos (milkfish), 654 nucleotides long. Its product is annotated as lectin-like. The coding region runs from base 1 to 654 and encodes 217 amino acids. The record is from RefSeq and is a predicted model, not a curated record. Lineage: Eukaryota; Metazoa; Chordata; Actinopteri; Gonorynchiformes; Chanidae. The transcript has 6 exons.